Messenger RNA from Paramecium sonneborni, 1996 nucleotides. The record is from the annotation of a GenBank genome assembly. Lineage: Eukaryota; Ciliophora; Oligohymenophorea; Peniculida; Parameciidae.
AGAUAUCUAACAACCUUCAAUGGAUGAAAAUAAUAAUCAGGAUGGGUAUGAUGUUAAGUUAAAUAAAGUGAACAAAUAAUAAUAUUUGAGGAGAAGAUUACAAAGGUGAAUGGAGAGGUGGCAAUUAAACGUUAUCAAAGAGGGAAGUUUUUAGGGAAGGGAGGAUUUGCAAAGUGUUAUGAGGCUACAAAUUUAGAGAAUAAGAAGGUGCUGGCUGCAAAAAUAAUAGCAAAAUCUUCUUUGACAAGAAAUAGAGCCCGUUAGAAGGUAUAUAUGAAAAUAAUUGAGUUAGCUGGUGUCAGAAAUCAAAAUACACAAAAGUUUAUAGAAUUCAAAUGUUGUCUAAUUUGAACAUGUGUUUGAAGAUCAUGAAAAUGUAUACAUUUUAUUGGAACUAUGUUGCAAUCAAACACUGAAUGAAUUAAUAAAAAGAAGAAAGAGAUUGACAGAAAUAGAAGUAUAGUGUUAUGUAGCACAGAUGAUAAAUGCAUUAAAAUACUUACAUAACAAUAAUGUGAUACAUAGAGAGUAAUUUAUUUAUUGAAAGUAGUUUGAAACUUGGAAAUUUAUUUCUAAAUAAAAACAUGGAAUUGAAAUUGGGAGAUUUUGGUUUAGCAACUAAAUUAGAAUUUGAGGGAGAGAAAAAGAGAACUAUUUGUGGAACACCUAAUUAUAUAGCUCCAGAAGUAUUGGAUGGUAAAGUGGGACAUUCAUUUGAAGUUGAUGUAUGGUCACUUGGAGUAAUAAUUUAUGCAAUGUUAAUUGGUAAACCACCUUUUGAAACACCUGAUGUUAAAUCAACAUACAAAAAAAUAAAAAUGAAUUAAUAUUCAUUUCCAGAUUAAGUUUAAAUAUCAGAUAAUGCAAAAUUACUUAUUUAAAAAAUAUUAGUACUUGAACCUAAUAAAAGACCAACAUUAGAUGAAAUAAUGGCACAUUCUUUUAUGAAUUCAGGUGGUACUAUUCCAAAGUAAAAAUCUUAUAAAUAAAAAUCAUUAUUAGAGUUUUACCUUUGUCAACUUUAGCUUGUCCUCCUUCUAUUUAAUAUAAUAAAUAGUUCCAAUAACCAAGUAGAGCUUCAGAAACUGCUUAAUCAAAUCCUAAAAUGGCUACAGUUAGACCUAAUAUUUCAUCUGAGAGAUGUACUUAAGUAACCAUAUUUUAUUAGAAGAAUAAUUUGGAGCUACAUCUGGAUUAAAUACUGGAUAUAAUGGUGGAUAUAAUAGUAGUCAAAGACCAUCCUCUUAAAAACCAUAAGAUUUUAAAUAAUCAGUAAGCACUAAAUCACUUAAUUAAUUCUAUACUAGUGGUACUAUGUAAAAUCAAUAAAAUACAAAAUAAAAAAAUGAAAUAUUUGUUAGAAGAUGGGUAGAUUAUAGUAGUAAAUAUGGACUUGGAUAUCUACUUAGUAAUGGUGCUACUGGAGUAUUCUUUAAUGAUUCAACUAAAAUAAUAUUAGAUCCUAAAACAUAAGAAUUUGAAUAUUUAGAAAGAAAAGGCACUGAUAAAUAGGAUGCCAUUGAAAAAUAUUCAAUUAAUAGUUAUCCUAAAGAAUUAUAGAAAAAAGUUACUUUACUUUAACAUUUCAAAUCUUAUUUAGAUGCUGAUUCUAAAACUAAUGCUUAAGGAGAAAUCAAUGAAUAUGAUCCUUUCUAAUCAGUUUAUGUAAAAAAAUGGAUGAAAACAAGACAUGCUAUCAUGUUUAGACUUUCUAAUAAGAUAGUUUAAGUAUUAUAAUUUUCUCUCUCUUUUUUAGGUAAAUUUUACAGAUAAAACUGAAAUCAUAUUAUCCUCAGAAAAUAAAUUAGUCACUUAUGUUAAUAAAUUAGGAGAAAGAAGUCAUUAUCCAUUAGCAACAGCACUUGAUAGUUAAAAUCAUGAAAUGGCAAAAAGAUUAAAAUAUACAAAAGAGAUCCUUACACAUAUGCUUAAUGGAAAUACAAAUGUGGACUUAAAGAAUCCAGAAUGAUCACUAUAUAUUUGAAUGUGAGAUGAU